Molecule: messenger RNA, 1476 nt
Organism: Penicillium macrosclerotiorum
Lineage: Eukaryota; Fungi; Ascomycota; Eurotiomycetes; Eurotiales; Aspergillaceae
Product: PDK/BCKDK family protein kinase
Exons: 4
Coding region: 1-1476 (491 amino acids)
Biological process (GO): regulation of glucose metabolic process; protein phosphorylation
Cellular component (GO): mitochondrion
Molecular function (GO): pyruvate dehydrogenase (acetyl-transferring) kinase activity
Source: RefSeq, a predicted model, not a curated record
AUGUGGAAGCCGUCGGAGCGCCUGAUGGAAACCAUCCGGCACUAUGCCAGCUUCCCCGCAACCGGGGUUUCGCUGAGGCAGAUGGUCCAGUUUGGUGACCGACCCUCGACCGGCACAUUGUUCCGCGCCUCGCAAUUUCUCUCCGAGGAGCUCCCCAUCCGCCUCGCGCACCGAGUCCAGGACCUGGGCGAACUGCCCGAUGGCCUCAGUGAGAUGCCCUCCAUCAAGAAAGUUCAGGAUUGGUAUGCGCAAUCAUUUGAGGAAAUCAUCACCUUGCCUCGUCCCUCGCUGACGCAAGAGGUCAAAACACGCCUCUUGCGACCGGGUCGCAUGCACAGCGGGACCUCCAAGAUUCUCUCUGAGGCGACCCAGAACCCGAGUGUCAAGGAGGGUCAGUAUCGCUCCUCGCCCACCACCAAUGGCAACGGAAACGGCAAGUCCGCCGCUGCCGCCGCCGCCGCCGGUCGGCGAUAUUUCUUCCCUGCCGACGACCAUGCCGACUGGCCUCCCGAACUCAAUGAUUACAACCAACGAUUCGCCAAGACCUUGGAACAGAUCAAACGCCGUCACGAUAGCGUCGUGACGACCGUCGCCCAGGGCAUCCUGGAAUGGAAACGGGUGCGCCAACGGAUGCAAAUUGAUUCCACGAUCCAGUCUUUUCUCGAUCGGUUCUACAUGUCUCGGAUUGGUAUACGAAUGCUCAUCGGUCAACACAUCGCUCUCACGGAACAAACUCACGUCAAACAUCCCAACUACGUCGGUAUCAUCUGCACCAAGACCAAUGUCCGCGACAUCGCCUUGGAAGCAAUCGACAAUGCCCGCUUUGUGUGUGAGGAUUACUACGGCCUGUUUGAGGCGCCCAAGGUGCAGCUGGUCUGCAAGGACGAUUUGAACUUCAUGUACGUGCCGGGUCACUUGUCGCACAUGCUCUUCGAGACUCUCAAGAACUCGCUGCGUGCGGUGGUGGAGCAGCACGGCGCCGAUCGCGAACAAUUCCCUGUGACCAAAGUCAUUGUGGCCGAGGGCAAAGAGGACAUUACCAUCAAAAUCACCGAUGAGGGUGGUGGUAUUCCUCGGUCGGCAAUCCCCCUGGUGUGGACGUACAUGUACACAACUGUCGAACAGACCCCCAAUCUAGACCCGGACUUCGACAAGAGCGACUUCAAGGCCCCCAUGGCUGGUUUCGGUUAUGGAUUGCCAAUCAGUCGGCUGUAUGCCCGCUACUUUGGAGGUGACUUGAAGUUGAUCAGUAUGGAAGGAGACGGCCGGGUUCGGUUUACCACCUCGCACCGCCUGCAUCCCUUCUAUAUCGAACCGAAACGCAAACCCGCGCCAUCUCGAGGACUGACGCCUAUGAACGCCCAGGCUCUGCGUGCUCGCAUCCGCAGCCGCGAAGUCUCAGAGCGUAAGCAGGUGGGAGACGCCGAGAGUCUUUUCAACUCGGAACAAUGGCAGAACGAAGACGAUGAGAUGUGA